Colletotrichum navitas is the source of this 1142-nucleotide messenger RNA. RefSeq lists its product as uncharacterized. The coding region runs from base 78 to 965 and encodes 295 amino acids. The transcript is spliced from 2 exons. The record is from RefSeq and is a predicted model, not a curated record. NCBI's taxonomy places the organism in Eukaryota, Fungi, Ascomycota, Sordariomycetes, Glomerellales, Glomerellaceae.
CCUUGUUUCAUUCACUCACUUUGAUUUAUCCUAACGAAAAGGCUUUUCCGUUCACAAUCAAAACAUAUGCGGCGAAGAUGUGUGGAGGCGCGUUCACUAUGGGAGCAGAGAGAGAGAAAUCACCAUCAGACAGUCCAUCGCAGCCAUCCUCUAAACGAGCCAGACUGUCUUCCGCCGCAGUCGAGCCCGUCUUUGGACGGCUCGAAGUCACCGCAGAUAUCAACUCUGAGGACAUCAUCCGGAUCAGCAGUAAGCGUCUGGGAGAUAAGAGACCCAUCAUCGACCACCUUUCGGACGAUACCUUUGCCAUCAUUGGUCCCCGUGAGCAAGCCCACGUCAUGCUCGACAAGAUCCUCCGCCAUAGCGAUAACCCUACUUUCACAUGCAUCGCGAGACUCGUUCCCGGCACGGAGAAGGCGUCAACACCCAUCUCUACCGUGGCCGUGUCUCCGGGCGUGACACAUGAGGUCCUUCACCACGGCAUCGGCGAGACCAAGGCUGUUCCCGCUCCCGAGCUCGAAGGAUCGGUGAUUUCCCGCCGCAGCCUCGAUGCUGCGCUGGAAAAGUGGUCAACAUGGGGCAACCCCGACGUCAAGCUGAAGUUUCUUGUUGAUGAGAUGGAACGCCUUGAGCCGCAGGCCCGUUCCGUUGAGCUGCUCGUGAUACAGCGACUCGCAGCUAAGCACCCAAGGAUGACUGUUUCUGACUUCAACUCAAAGCUCUUAACAAGACAACGGGCCUGUUACAAUCUAAUCGCGAAGCUGGGGAAGACGCAGGUCGGCAAAGAUACGAUCUGCUUCAACCUUCUUACACACUUCUGGUCGAUGUCCAACAACCCAAGUCUGAGUCCCGGGGUUUCACUUAGGCCGGGCCCCACUUUCCCGUGGAACAAGCUGAGGCCUAGCGAUAUGGCAGGUGGUCCUGAUCCGUCAUAUGAGAACUUCCUCCAGGAGCGCAAGGAAUAAAAGAGGGCCUCAAAGAGCAUACUUUUUUAUGUAGGGCGCUCAUCGCACCAAGUCAGGGCCUUGUCGCCAUCUUCACUCGAGAGCGAUAACAUCCCGGACGCGACGGAUACACGAUACGACACGCAAAUGAGCGGUUCUUGGGAUGACCAGGCUGGCGGUUUCCAUUACAUGGGCAUG